AAAAUACAAACUGAAAAACCAAUACAACAUAAUUGCAACGCGACUCGGUUUGUUAACAGUUUUCUACCGUGCCACACACAGGUUGCAAUUGCACUGCAGCUGCACCCGUUGGGAACUUGCUUUAAUUGCGACAAUAAAAUGCUGCUAAUUGUCCAUAAAAGUUGAAUGGCGCAGAAAAUCGAGAACAAGAAUUAAAUAAAUAAAAAAAGGAUUUAAUUAAACAAAGGCAAAAUAAGUGAAAAGGUCAUGAGUGGCUUGCAGCGCAUUUGGAAAUCGCCAACACAAUUGGUGCUAUUUGUUCUGCUCAUCACAGUAAGCUGCAUAGCUCAUUGCCAUGCGACUGGUGCUGCCCCUCCCACCAAAAAGUCAGCACCGGUACGUAUAACGAAACCACAACCAGUCAGCAGCACCACCACUGCAAUACCAACGACCAGAGAGGGUAGCACCACUGGUGAGCAGCUGGCACUACUGGUAUCCUCCACAACAGAGGGCACAGCCAGCAGUGCCAGCAGCAGCGCCAGCAGCAGCGCCAGCAGCAGCAGCAAUGGCGGCAGCGACGACAGCAGCAGCACGACUGCUGCCGGCAGCUUGGUGCCGGAGAUAUGCAUUACUGGACUGCAGUUAAGCUUUACCAAUGCGGAUGGAGAGCAGGUCGUGCGCAAGCAGCAGGAGCUUGUGCAGGUCAUUGAGGGUGAUGUCAUGCUGAGUGUAAUAACAAGCGAUCCCGUCUCGGCGCUGUUUGUCAUCAAUCGCGUGAAUCAGGCAAAUCUUAUAUCUGCAGACUUUGAAAUUGGCAUUCGUGCUAUAAAUGUGGACAAUGCAAGUCUGGCGGAGAAUCUGCUCAUACAGGAGGUGCAAUAUUUGCAGCAGUGCACACAGUAUUCCAUGGGUAUAUUCAUAGACUUUGAUCUAUAUAAGCGUCUCGAGUCGAUUAUCAGGGACUUGGAGUAUAAUGUAUGGCCUAUACCCUCGGCGCGUGCUCAUCUCUUUCCCAAAGUGGCGCACCUGCUGCAUCAAAUGCCCUGGGGCGAGAAGAUUGCGUCUGUCGAAAUUAUGACCGAAACUUUGGAUAUAUAUAAUGAAUUCAUGGAUGCCGCCAGACAGGAGCACAUGUGUUUGAUGCACUUCAAGAGUGACGAUAAUGUUUACAUACUAUUUGGCAAUAAGAUGGCCAAUCACUUUAAGGAGAACGGCACAGUCUUUGCUGUGCCCACGGAGCGCACGGAACAUAUAUUUUUGGAGGAGCUGCCCAAUAAGUCGUUUAUACUUAUGGAAAAUGGAAUAGAACUGCGCACCGCUGACUUGGAUCCCAUGCCCACAACGCUGGAUGAGGUGCUCAUUGGCAAGAGCGUGUUGCCCUCGCGCAUCCUAGUCUUCGCCAGCCCCAUUGUGGAUCUGAUGAACUGGCUGCGCGGCUCACUAGCCAAGCACUGCAAGCGUGACGAGGAUCUGUAUAUGUUGGAGAGCUGUUUCAACUUUCUCAAUUUCAUUGAGGACUGGCGCACCCCGGAGUAUCGUCGUACGCAUGACACUGCAGAGCUGCUGUCGCUGCUGCGCAUGCGCAAGCUGUCCAGCUCAAUGCUCUUCCAGAUGUACCAGAAGAAGCAGGAAACUGUCGAUGUCAUAACGGGCGAAUCGCGCAUGGAGCUGCGCGAGAUUGCGUCGCAGAACUUUGUGACAAAUGUGACCACCUAUUACCACUACAAUCGGGACAAUCACACCAGCCUCGAGUUGAAGACCAAAUUCGGACUAGUCUUUAACUGCCAGUUCACGGCGGGUGACAAUCGCCGAUAUCCCUUCCUGUUUGAUGGCGAGAGCGUAAUGUUCUGGCGCAUCAAACUAGACACCUGGGUGGCAACGGGUCUGACGGCAGCCAUACUCGGCCUGAUCGCCACGUUGGCCAUCCUUGUGUUUAUUGUGGUGCGCAUCUCGCUGGGCGAUGUCUUUGAGGGAAAUCCAGUCACCUCCAUAUUGCUGCUGCUAUCGCUUAUACUCGUAUUCUGCUCCUUUGUGCCCUUCUCCAUGGAGUAUGUGGGCGAGCAGCGCAACUCGCAUGUAACCUUCGAGGAUGUCAACACUCUGAAUACCCUUUGUGGCGUGCGUGUGUUCAUCAUGACGCUCGUCUAUUGCUUUGUAUUCUCGCUGCUGCUCUGUCGCGCUGUUAUGCUGGCUUCCAUUGGAUCUGAGGGCGGCUUCUUGUCCCACGUCAAUGGCUAUAUUCAGGCAAUAAUCUGCAUUUUCAGCGUCUUUGUCCAAGUGGGCAUGUCCGUGCAGCUGCUGGUCGUCAUGCACAUGGCCUCGGAGAGCGUCUCCUGCGAGAACAUCUACUACGGCCGAUGGCUCUGGGGCCUGCUGGCCUACGAUUUCCUGCUUCUCUGCUCAUUGGUCAGCCUGGUACCGUUCAUCUAUCGUUCACAACGAAAUUAUCGCGAGGGCAUCUUAAUUGUGAUUGGCGCAGUGCUCAUUCUGAUCAUCUGGAGUGUGUGGAUUGCCCUGUCACUGUUUGGCGAUGAGUGGCGGGAUGCGGCCAUACCGCUGGGAAUGCAGGCCAGCGGCUGGGCAGUUUUGGUGGGCAUACUUAUUCCACGCACGUUUCUCAUUGUGCGCGGCAUUGAACGCUCGGAUAUUGCGCAGGCCCUGCCAUCGCUCACCUCGCUGGCCUUUGCCCAAAACAAUCAGUAUUCCUCCGAGCAGAGCGUCUAUGAGUGCGUGAAUCCCGCUAUGCGCCACUGCUCGCAGGAAGAAAUGAAUCAUCAAUCGCCCAGCGAGAUACCCACGUUGCCUUUGCGCGGUGGCGGUCCACGACGCCAGCAAUUCUUUGCCAAUCUUCGCCAGGCCAAUGCCAACAUCAAUCCACAACGUCCACCGCCGCAUCCACAGCAAAGUCCUUCGCGCUCAUCAGUCUGCUCCUUGCCACCCUCCCCGGACCACAGCAAGAUAACGCGUUUCUGAAAAAGAUCUGCGGAUGGAUCUGUAUCUCUGACAGCACACCGCAACUUCCGUUCCAACUCUAGUCAAAGCGCCAAGAACGUGCAUUAAAUAAAUUGAUGUAGUCUAUUUGUUAAUAUAACAUUUUAUUGAUUGACGAACCAAUAAUCAAAGUCCUUUUAAGACUUAAAUAUAAAUAAAUGGAAAAAUAACAACA
Messenger RNA from Drosophila montana, 3145 nucleotides. It is a transcript of the gene boss, whose product is annotated as bride of sevenless. The record is from RefSeq and is a predicted model, not a curated record. Bases 247 to 2952 code for a protein of 901 amino acids. The transcript is spliced from 6 exons. Lineage: Eukaryota; Metazoa; Arthropoda; Insecta; Diptera; Drosophilidae. Gene Ontology annotation, cellular component: plasma membrane. Gene Ontology annotation, molecular function: adenylate cyclase inhibiting G protein-coupled glutamate receptor activity; sevenless binding. Gene Ontology annotation, biological process: visual perception; G protein-coupled receptor signaling pathway.